Rhodamnia argentea is the source of this 1760-nucleotide messenger RNA. RefSeq names its product protein EMSY-LIKE 3-like. The record is from RefSeq and is a predicted model, not a curated record. Gene Ontology annotation, cellular component: nucleus. Gene Ontology annotation, biological process: defense response to fungus. The transcript is spliced from 10 exons. NCBI's taxonomy places the organism in Eukaryota, Viridiplantae, Streptophyta, Magnoliopsida, Myrtales, Myrtaceae. The coding region runs from base 223 to 1431 and encodes 402 amino acids.
CGGCUGUCGCUACGCUCUGUUGUGAUUUUGUUGCUUCCUCUCAGUUCCUACGUGUGUUUAUGCAUCAAAAUCAGUUCUUUCAGGCGGAUUCGAUGAGUAUUUGCGGUGACGGGUUAUCGAGACUCGUCGACUCUGUCCUACGAGUUCGUGGCGUUUAGGAGUGCGGUUGAAGCGAAUCCUGGGUUUUCCAUCGGUGGAAGUUCUUGGUUUGAAGCAACGGGGAUGGAUCAGGAUAUGCCUGAUAGCAGCAGCGGUACAGAUGACGACCUCCCUCCUCCGCACCGCGGCAGAUUCCAGAGAGGACACACUGCUGGAAAUGGAAGAUCUACAGUUUUAGGAACUGCGCCUUUACCCAGGAUUCAUGACGACAUGGAAAAUCAGAUCAACAAUAUUGAGCAAGAAGCUUAUUGUUCAAUACUGCGAGCCUUUAAGGCUCAAUCUGAUGCCAUUACUUGGGAGAAGGAGAGUUUGAUUACUGAACUUAGGAAAGAGCUGAGAGUGUCAGACGAGGAACAUAGAGAGCUUCUUUCCAGGGUCAAUUCGGAAGACAUCAUUCGGCAAAUAAGAGAGUGGAGAAAAGCAAAUGGGCUUCAACCAGGCAGGCCUGGUACUUCUCGGCACAUUCAUGACCCUGCACCUAGUCGCAAUCUUUCGGCUUCUCACAAGAAACUGAAGACCACACAGUCUGUUGCUUCUUUGUCCAUGAUCGCACCACCUCCAUCAAUACCGUCAUUACAACCACCUCGGUCAGCAUUUAGACAAGGGUCUCAUACGGGAGGCAGGAGUAAGAAGACAAAACCAAAAUCUACUGCAGGUGCUGGGGGAAGGCCUCAAGGUGCCAUUCGUGGUUUGUCAGGGGCCUUCGCAGCGAAAUCUGAUUCGCUGAUAGGCAAGAAAGUGUGGACUAGGUGGCCUGAUGAUAACAACUUCUAUGAGGCUGUCAUAACAGAUUAUAACUCAGUUGAGGGUCGGCAUGCAUUGGUCUACGAUAUCGAUACAGCAAAUGAAACAUGGGAAUGGGUUGACCUCAAAGAGAUAUCUCCUUCUGACAUCCGGUGGGAAGGCAAUGACCAUGGAAUUUCUCAUAGAGAAGCCCGUCCUGGUGUCGGUCAGGGGGUCAAGAAGUCCACUUCGAAAGGCGGUGCUAUUGCUGGACUUGGAGGAGGUAGAAGGACAACGAAGGCACAGACUCGAAAUAAUCUUCCUUCAUUGCAAAGUGGCAUAGGCAGGAAGGCUUUGGGCGACAUUGAAUUAUUUCACACAGAUUCUCUAGUCAAGAAGGUGGAGAAAGUGUUAGGUGCAGAGCAGCCCGAUGCUGCAGAGAUUGCGGAAGCAAAGAGGGCUCUUAAGAAGCAGGAGCUGGCCCUGGUUGAUGCGAUCUCCAGGCUUGAAGAUGCAUCCGAUGGUGAAAGUGAUGAAAAGGGAUUGUAGCCUCCCAAAGAGGCAUCCGAGGAAAGAGGCAGUUUGAGACAUUGAGCAGACCAAGUUCUGGAUCUGAUGUAGAGAACCAGAGACAGUGGUUUUCUCAACAUCCCAUAGUAUGCUGAAAGUGCAAUCUCAUUUCGAGUCCCAGACAGUUCUAGCAAUGUCUGAGCCUGUAACCUUACUUGAGAUAGAUUCGGCUGAUCUGUCAUUGUAAUUGAAUCCCAAAUGAUUCAUUAGUCAGUUACUCUGUACAGCUUCUUUGAUAAUUAUAUGAAUUGUAUAUCAUUUCUACAUGAUGACACCGAGUUCUAUGUGAUCUUUGUGUUUGCGCGCGA